Salvelinus sp. IW2-2015 is the source of this 1456-nucleotide messenger RNA. RefSeq names its product lysosomal dipeptide transporter MFSD1-like. Lineage: Eukaryota; Metazoa; Chordata; Actinopteri; Salmoniformes; Salmonidae. Gene Ontology annotation, molecular function: transmembrane transporter activity. The record is from RefSeq and is a predicted model, not a curated record. Gene Ontology annotation, cellular component: lysosome. Gene Ontology annotation, biological process: transmembrane transport.
AUGACCGUCUGCGCCGUAUUAUUCUUUUUCCUUCCUUUCCAAAACACAGACGAAGAUGGCGGAGGAGCGACAGAACCUUUUGGACGAUGAAGAGGAUAUUUCGUCUUCAGGUCCCAGAAAUGAAAGCGGAUCGGUUAGACCGAUGUCCGCGCUCUGUGACCCGAGACGGCUGCCUCACCGCAUUUUCGUCCUGCUUUUUAUGUGCUUUCUGGGAUUCGGAAGUUACUUCUGUUAUGAUAACCCAGCUGCUUUGCAGACUCAAGUCAUACAGGACAUGAAGCUGAACACGUCCAUGUUCAUGCAGCUCUAUGCCUGGUACUCCUGGCCCAACGUGGUGCUCUGUUUCCUGGGGGGCUUCCUGCUCGACAGGGUCUUUGGCAUCAGGCUAGGAACCAUAAUCUUCGCCCUGUUUGUCUGCGUUGGACAGGUUAUAGUUGCUGUUGGGGCUCUUCUAGAUCUAUUCUGGUUAAUGGAGAUUGGACGCUUUGUGUUUGGGAUUGGAGGUGAGUCUCUGGCUGUGGCCCAGAACACCUAUGCAGUGAACUGGUUCAAAGGGAAGGAACUCAACUUGGUGUUUGGUCUUCAGCUCAGCAUGGCCAGGCUGGGUAGCACUGUCAACAUGAACAUCAUGGGCUGGGUGUACAACCGUGUCGCUGACCUGGUAGGCUCCACAGGACACACCACUCUGGGAGUCUCGCUCAUGAUCGCUGGGGUGACAUGUAUAUUCUCUCUGGUCUGUGCUCUGGUGUUGGGCUACCUGGACAAGAGGGCCGAGAGGAUCCUCGACAAGGAACAGGGAGCGACCGGGGAAGUGAUCAAGCUGACCGAUGUGAAGGACUUCCCCUUCCCACUGUACCUCAUCUUCAUCAUCUGUGUGGGCUACUACGUGGCCAUCUUCCCCUUCAUCGGACUGGGACAGGUUUUCUUCAUUGAAAAGUUCAACUUCUCACCUCAAGAAGCAAGAGCAAUUAACAGUAUUGUGUACAUCAUCUCAGCCCCAGCCUCUCCUGUGUUGGGCUUCAUGGUGGACAGGAUAGGGAAGAACGUGAUCUGGGUGCUGUGUGCCGUCGUCACGACACUCAUAGCCCACAUGUUGCUCGCCUUCACCUUCUGGAACCCCUGGAUCGCCAUGUCUCUGUUGGGUUUGUCCUACUCCCUGCUGGCCUGUGCCCUGUGGCCCAUGGUGGCCUUCGUGGUGCCAGAGCAUCAGCUAGGGACCGCCUAUGGCUUCAUGCAGUCCAUCCAGAACCUGGGCCUGGCUCUGAUCUCCAUGGCAGCAGGAUCUAUUCUGGACAACAAGGGAUACCUCUUCCUGGAGGUCUUCUUCACCGCCUGUGUCUGCUUGGCGCUGAUUGCGGUAGUGAUGCUGUACUUUGUUGAUUAUCUACGAGGAGGAGAUCUGAACCUCUCAGCCUCUGCCAGGGCCAAACUCCUGAAGGACUCCAAUUCAGAGUGA